AUGUUCCUACAGGAGAAGCGGGAUUCGCGCCCUGAGGACCUUGAGUCUGGGUUACAACCACAGCCGGCCAAGGCGGCAGAUGCACCGCCUGAUGAAUCGGCUCCGGCGCCGCUAGCCGAAAGCGGUGUCGCCGGCCACCGCGAUUUCCCGGAUGGCGGAGUCCAGGCUUGGUUACAGGUCGCCGGGUCAUUCGCUCUGUAUUUCAAUCAUCUCUACGGCGUGUUCCAGAACUACUACGAGACGGAGCUUCUGGCCGGGACGUCGGCGUCCGUCAUCUCCUGGGUCGGCUCCGUCCAGAUUUUCUGUUUCGUGGCGGUCGCGGUGAUAACGGGACCACUCUACGACAUGGGUUACUGCCGAAGCCUCAUCAUUGCCGGAGCGGCCUUCGAGACCGGCGGCUUCAUGCUGACCAGCAUCAGCACCAAGUUUUGGCAGAUCCUCCUCGCCCAAGGUAUCUGCGUCGGCCUCGGGAUGUGCUUCAUUUCGAUGCCGUCCAUGGCCAUCGUGCCACUGUACUUUGGAAAGCGAAGGGCCCGAGCCAUGGCCACGGCCACAAUCGGCAGCGGUCUCGGCGCGGCUGUGUAUCCCCUCAUCUUCCAGAACCUAUUGGCCAAGGUGGGCUUCGGCUGGACCAUCCGUGUGCUCGGCUUUAUCACACUGGCCAUGUGUCUAUUCGCACUUUUCACCCUCAAACCGCGGCCCAACCCGGAGAAGCCUGCGUGGCAGGUCAAGGGUUUCUCGUGGCGAUGGUUCAUCGACCUCUCGGCUUUCAAAGAGCUCACCUAUGGCUACGCCCUUGCCCAUGGGAUGCAAGGCCUGACACUCUUUGGCUACCUGCUGACAAUCAUGAAUGCAUCGUCUAUUGUCGGUCGAAUUGUGUCAUCUUUUGUGGCUGAUAAAUUCGGCUCUCUGGAUACCUAUGUGGUCGUUCUGACAUUUGGCGGCGCGUCCAUAUUCUACUGGCUGAGUGUCGUCAACAUCGCCGGCAACGUCGCCUUUGUUGUGCUUUGGGUUUUCUUUUCAGGAGGCGUCGUCUCACUCACCAACGUUGUAUUGACAGGAAUUACGCCCGACCUGAGCCGCUUAGGAACGCGUCUGGGCAUGGUCUCAAUGAUUAAAGGCUUGGGAGGACUCAUCGGGCCGCCCAUUUCUGGCGCUGUCCUCGAUGCCACGGGUCAGUAUCUAGGAGUGCAGCUGAUUGCCGCGUGCGGCAUGAUGCUGACUGCUGUUGUGAUGCUUGUAUUGAGAUUGGUCGUUGCUGGGAGAUUGUUAAAGUAG
Fusarium oxysporum Fo47 is the source of this 1278-nucleotide messenger RNA. Its product is annotated as major facilitator superfamily domain-containing protein. NCBI's taxonomy places the organism in Eukaryota, Fungi, Ascomycota, Sordariomycetes, Hypocreales, Nectriaceae. Gene Ontology annotation, cellular component: fungal-type vacuole membrane. Gene Ontology annotation, biological process: transmembrane transport. The transcript has 3 exons. Gene Ontology annotation, molecular function: transmembrane transporter activity. Bases 1 to 1278 code for a protein of 425 amino acids. The record is from RefSeq and is a predicted model, not a curated record.